Messenger RNA from Symbiodinium necroappetens, 633 nucleotides. Lineage: Eukaryota; Dinophyceae; Suessiales; Symbiodiniaceae. The record is from the annotation of a GenBank genome assembly.
AUGCGGCCGUGCGUGACCCUGCAUUCCCAGGCAGUCUGUAAGGGGGACCUGCGGGCCCUCACGCAGCUCUCGCAACAGUGCGGCGCUGCGCGGACUUUUGCUGACGUUUGCAGCUUCAUCCUGCCGGCUGCCCUUUAUGAUUUUGUUGGCUGGGCCGGAGUCUCUUUAUUCGGCGUUGCUCUCGCCUUUUGCUACCUCGUAUUGGCUGUGCCCAUGCACGCGUCCAAUGACGGGAUGACAUCUUCUCUUAGUGAGUCCGUGCUGGGCUCGUUUCAACUCAAGCGGAUUUAUUGGAUCGAUUGGAUCCUGUCCGGGGCCUUCGUCAGCACCGAGUUGCAGUGGAAUAUGUUGAACACUGCGGUUCCAGCAGCGUUGGUCACCACCUUUGCCUUCCCGACCUAUGCCGUCGGCGCAGUCCUAGGCUCCGGGGCUUUCGUUGCCAUGUGCUUUCUGCUGGUGCUGCCGUCCCUCCCCAGGUGCUUCAACCAGCCUCGACCGACAAAUCUGUUGGCCAGCUACACCUUCAUGAGCAUGUCCUGGUUGUUUAUGCCGUGCACUCAGCUGACGUGGGAUGCCGUCACACACGAGCAUUUGCCCCCAAAGUCUUCCGGCGUUGGGGAUGUUUCUCAGUGA